Messenger RNA from Saccostrea cuccullata (small rock oyster), 795 nucleotides. Its product is annotated as nacrein-like protein. The record is from RefSeq and is a predicted model, not a curated record. NCBI's taxonomy places the organism in Eukaryota, Metazoa, Mollusca, Bivalvia, Ostreida, Ostreidae. The transcript has 2 exons. The coding region runs from base 2 to 340 and encodes 112 amino acids. Gene Ontology annotation, molecular function: carbonate dehydratase activity; zinc ion binding.
AAUGAAUACCACGGUUACAAUGGAUAUCAGACAGGCUUUUUCUCUGAAUGACAUCCUUCCUUAUGACCUGAGCUACUUCACCUAUCACGGUUCAAUGACCACGCCGCCAUGCUAUGAAACGGUUCAGUGGAUCUUGAUGAGGUGUCCAAUCAAAGUGACCAGAGAGGCAUACAAAGCCUUGGCAAACCUUCCAGAUCGUCAGGGUCACCCGCUCAGUAAAUAUGGCGUCAGAAGGCCGCUUCAAAGGGGGAUCAAGGACCGCCCAACUGUUAAUGUGCAGCGCAACUUCCUGUGCCAAUCUUCCGGAAAUAGAAGAGAUGUCUGUUACAGACGGGGUUGAUCUCAAAAAGAUAAUUUUGUCAUCAGUUUCAAAGAUUUGCUCACAAUUUACUUUGAUUUAACGUUUCCAAUGUAAUGCAUAUGAUACAUUUCACGUGGGAGACCAUUCAUUUUGAAUGAAAUAUGAAUUAACGGACAGCAUUCAAGCUCAAAGCCCAUUUAAACAAUUCAAAUCAGGGGCAGAGCAAACACGGACCUCUAAGACAUCGGAGGUGGAAUCACGUGUCAUGGAGAAGUGAGCAUCCCUUCAUAAUAAAUCACAUGCAUAAGUCAAGUAAUUAUAUAAUAAUAGUAUGUAUCAUUUUCCUUGCUAUUGCUACCUCUAAAUAUAUGAAAUAAGAAGUUAACGAAUGCUUAUCAAGCUCAAUCAAAAUUCCAAGGACACAAUACAGUUUCAGGAGAGGAGUAGGCACGGAUCUCUAAAACAUCAGUACCCUGAAGAAGAAAGCGCCUCUG